Tripterygium wilfordii is the source of this 1949-nucleotide messenger RNA. RefSeq names its product protein WVD2-like 4. NCBI's taxonomy places the organism in Eukaryota, Viridiplantae, Streptophyta, Magnoliopsida, Celastrales, Celastraceae. The record is from RefSeq and is a predicted model, not a curated record. The coding region runs from base 204 to 1670 and encodes 488 amino acids. The transcript is spliced from 9 exons. Gene Ontology annotation, molecular function: microtubule binding.
CGUCCUAGUGUCUUGCAAAAGUUCACAGAGAAGCAGAGGAAAAAUUGCUCUCUCUGCUGUAAAGCCUUGUGUGGCUUUCGGAUUCAAAUUUUGUCACUUCCGAUUACCUCGCAUUAGGCUCAGUGCUGUCCAGGCUCAACGAUCUAUCAUUCGUUACUUCAGUCCUCACUGUCCAAGCUCUCUGCUGUGGGUUUUUACAGAGGAUGAAGUCCGAGAACGGGUUGGCACUGGAAGGUAAGAUUGUUAUCACUAAGAAAGCACCUGCGGAAGGAUCUGCCCAAGAAUCUAAGAUAGAAGAGCAAAGUGCUUCCCAUGGUGAAAGGGAUUUGAAUGCCGAGGAAACUUCUGAGCAAAUUGCAAAAUCUGAAGCUCCUGUCUCUUCCCGUGUGCCUACUGAAGCAGCUGCCAAGAAAUCAGAAAGUAGACUUUUAAAACCCUUGAAGGAACUUGAAACUCGCAUUGUUGCUAUCUCAAAGAAUGGUAAAGGAGGAAAGGAUAUACCUAAUUUGAAAGGCACAACUCAUUUUCCUCGGAGCCAAAGGGCAGUACUUUCUCAGAGUCUUUCAUUUCCAUCAAGAGGUGCUCUUGUUGACAGCAUGAGGAAGAGCAUUGAGACACACCCAGUCAAAAGUAAUGUUAAACAUGUCCGAGAAAAUGGGACAAAAGCCAAGGAUUCUGUGUCUAAUGGAUCAGUCACUUCCAUGUCAAGCAGGCGUACAUCCACUGGAGUGAGCUCAAAGCAAGCAAGUACAAAUACCAGUGGAAUUUCUUUAAAGCGGGCUUCUUUGCCUGGCAAUUUGCAGGCAGUGUCUGGCAAGCCAAGUACCGUGAAUGAGGCCGCUACUCGUCCUCCAUCAGAACCUGCUCAGCUAGAUGAUCAAAACUCGAAUCCUGUGUCAACCAUGUUACCGAGCAAAGAGGAUGAUGAUACACACUCUACUAACUCAGGUGUUACUCCUAGUGGACGGAGAAGUGGUUCUGGAUUUUCCUUCAGGUUGGAUGAACGUGCUGAAAAACGGAAGGAGUUCUUUUCAAAGCUAGAACAGAAGAUCCAGGCUAAGGAAAUAGAAGAAAGUGACUUGCAGGCAAAAUCUAAGGAGAACCAGGAAGAAGAAAUUAGGAAAUGGAGGAAAAGCUUGACAUUUAAAGCUACAAAGAUGCCGAGUUUCUAUAAGGAACCUCCUCCAAAACCCGAACUAAAGAAGAUACCAACUACUCGUCCAAUAUCUCCAAAGCUCGGGAGGCAUAAGAAUGCUGUUGAUGCAGUUAAGAAGUCAUUGGAAAAUGGUGCAUCUUGUCUUAGCCCACGUCUGAACCAAAAGCAGGGCAAUGACACAAUGGCGAAUCAAACAGACAGUAACAAAGAUACCAUUACUUCGAAGAAGCCAGUUAGGAGGUCCCAUCCUAAGCUACAAUCUGAAGAAACCACGGGUGCUAAAACUGAAGGAAAGCCUGUCAAGCCAAAACCAAAGAUGAGGGAAGCAGAAAAACAAGACCAGCAAGCAUGCAAUGAGAAUGGUGAGCAGAAUCCUAAUCAAAAUGUCAGCCUUUCUGAAUUCAAGGAUUCAAUAGGCUCAUUAUCUGAAACAAAUCCUGCUCAAAAUGAAGGAGAAGUUUUGACUCUAGCAAAUCCUGAUAUCAUGCCUCGUGAAGUUGCAGUUGGAGUUUGAAGACAUGAUUUUCAUACCCUAAAUCCGUAGCUUUCGAAGUUCGAGUUCCAUCCUGUUGUGAAUAGUGUGGUUGUAAGUUGCUUAUGACAGUUUUCCUGGCGAGUGUAAAUCUCAAGUAAAUUUAUAUGCAGUUUCUAUAAUGAUCUUGUUUAGUUCAUUGAUUUUUUUUCCCUCAAACGUGUCGUGCAGAACUGUAUAAAUCAAUGUAAUUUUUGAGGUAGCAUGUCAUAGAUUUCAUUCCUUUAUCUAUACAUGGCUUUAUUUGUGGUGUUUUGACUA